Messenger RNA from Argiope bruennichi, 6603 nucleotides. Its product is annotated as transcription initiation factor TFIID subunit 3-like. Gene Ontology annotation, cellular component: transcription factor TFIID complex. Gene Ontology annotation, molecular function: protein heterodimerization activity. The record is from RefSeq and is a predicted model, not a curated record. NCBI's taxonomy places the organism in Eukaryota, Metazoa, Arthropoda, Arachnida, Araneae, Araneidae. Bases 107 to 3211 code for a protein of 1034 amino acids. The transcript is spliced from 9 exons.
AUUAACAUUUCUUGUUGUGUUUAUUGAAACUGUUGUGUUUGUAGUGCGGAAUAAUGGUGAACAAUGUUUGAUAUGUAUUUAAUAUUGGUUGUUAAUUAUGUGAAUUAUGGCUGAUUGUGAGAUUGCAAAACAAGCUUUAAAAGUUGUUGUUGCUCAAAUAUGUCAAAACAUUGGAUGGCACGCCGUGCAGUCUUCGCCGAUGGACAUUCUUGUUGAUGUCUUGCAACGAUAUGUUUUAGAGAUCGCCAAAUCUGUGCAUGGAUAUAGUACUCAAUAUAAUAGGACAGAGCCUAAUUUAGAUGACCUUGGUUUAACAUUUAAGGACUUUGGCAUAAAUCUCCUAGAGAUUGAGGAAUACAUAAACAAUGUUGAACCAGUGCCACCCCCUUACAAAAUUGCUGCUUUUCCUGUAAAACAUCCUUCAAAUUUGCAAAUUCCUAAACCAGAUAGCAGAGAACUUUUGUCACGUCCUGAACAUAUCCCUAGUUAUUUGCCUUUAAUGCACCCUGAUCUUGAAGAGGAAGUAUUUUCGUCACAACAUAAUUCUGUUGAUGGUGUAAAGAAGAAUUCAGUUGAAGCUGGUGUUAGUGGUGACUCGCCAUCACCUCUCAGCAGUCCAAAACAUGGUUCUAGGCCCGGUGAAACUAACAAAAGAUCCAGGUACUACACAGAAGAAGAGGGUAGACCUAUGAGAGAAGUGACAAGUGUGUUUAUGACACCAACUGGUUUUAUUUCACCUAUACACGAAGGAAAAGUUGCUGAAACAUCAUUACCUUGCUUAGUUGAUUCCCCACCUCCUACUCCAGAACAACCAUCACAUUCUUUCACUCCUGUGUCCUCAAAGAAAGAUGCGAAAGUUAAAGAUGUUAAGAAAGAAAAAUCCAAAUCUAAAAAAGAUAAAGAGAUCAGUAAAAAAGAUUUGAAGAAAUUGAAAUCUUCUAAGAAGGAAAAAGAGAACAAGGAAAAUGCUGUCAGUAAGCAUGAAAAAUCGGUGACUAUUUCAUCAAGCUCAAAAAAGGAACACAGCAGUUCUCACAAAUCAGCUAAAGUGGACAAGAGCAUGAAAUCAGAUGACCCUGUCCGCCAGAAAAGCAAAAGUGAUAAAAUGAAACUAAAAGCACAAAAGGAUGAACUUCGUAAAAUCAAAGAAAGCUUUAAGCUGAGUAAAAUGAAAGCAAAAUUAAAGCAUUCUGGAGGAUCAGGUACCUCAUCUCAUAUUAAGUCUCCAAAACUUUCAAGCUCAAAAAAACUUAAGGCUGCCAGAGUAGCAAAAUCAAUUAAACACAUUAAGAGUGAACGAAAUAAAUCUGUUGAACCUGAACCCGCUCUCCCGUCUCCAGUACCGGUGCUUCCUAAAGAAAUUCCUAUUGAACAUAAACCUCCUCCUGUGGAGCCUAAAGUGGAAAAAGAAAUUAUUGAAGAACCCAUGGAGGAGGAGGAAUUGGAUUUCAGGGAAGAAUCUCCUGAAUCCAGAUUGGUCAUUGAUGAUUCUCUUGAAACUCAAGCUCGUCAAGAAAGAGAAUCUCGUUUGGAAGUCAUUGAUGAAUGCAUUGAGGCUGUCAUACGACGAGGAGAGGAGGAAUCUGAAGUAGAGAAUAAAGCCAUGGAUGAAACAAUCAAUUCUGUGGUUCGUGGUCCUGUUAUAAAAAAACUGGAACCAAAAGACAUAUAUGAUUUUACUGAUACAUCAGAUAGUUCUUCAUUGUCUUCGUGUGAUAUGCCACCCCAUUCUCCCAUACAGGCUCCUGUUAAGAAAGAGAAAAAGACUUCUGAAUCUACUAAAAAAUCUUCUGAAAGUCCUAAGAGGAGUAAAAAAGACAAAAGUAAAAAGAAAGCAUCUAAAGACUCAAAAGUUAAAUCUCCUCCUUAUUCUUCUCCAAAAAGCCAAAAGUCUUCAUCUUUCAUGCUCAAAGUUGAAGACAGGACUCCAUCUCCAUUACUUAGAGAUGAUUUACUGAGUGAUGAAGGUUCAACUCCUAGUUCAUCUCCUCGGUCAAAUAGUUUCUUUGACCAUUCACCACAACCUCCGAGUCAUGCCCACGCUCCUCCUCUCUUAUCUCAUGUUCCUCCACUUCCACCACCAUUAGUACCGGGUUCCAGUUACACAUCAAGUCCAUUUGCUCCAAUGCGCUCAUUGCAUACCAAUCCCCAUUUCCCAACUCCACCGUUAUUUGUUACGCCUUCCAAAUCAGAAGGUGGAAACUCAUUUCAAAAUAUGCCUUUGAAUCUGGCUAAAUCUGGGCCAUCAUCACAGAAGAGCUCACCAGAGAAAUUUGAAUCUAAUGUAGCACACUCUACUGUGAAAGCAGAAAAUUCAGAUAUCAUUAAAAAAGCUGCCAACAUCAUUGAUAAAUCAAAAGCAAAGGACCAUAAAAAGGAUAAAGUAAAGAAGAAAGGUAAAAAGGAGUCUGAGAAAGUUAAAAAGAAAGAAGAAAAAGAGGAGAUCAAAGAAAAAGAAAAGCCAAAGCCCAAAGAAAAACCAAAAACAAAAUCGGAGAAAAAUGUUAAGGUUGACAAGAAAAAAUCAAAGCCAGAUAAAAAGAAAACUAAAGAAAAGGAAGAAAAAGUAAAAGAAGAUAGCACUGUGCCAAAAAUGACUUUAAAAUUGACAAGUUCUUCUGGAUCAGCAAAAAUCUGCGUUAAACCUAAUACAAAAAAUUCCACAUCAUUAUCUAGCAGCCCAUCUCCAUCGCAUGAUUCUGAAGAUGAAAUUAUACGAACACCAUCUCCGGGUGUUCCCAUUCCCAGCCCCCCACCAUUGCGUGAGCCAUCUCCUUCUCCUACACCACCAGUACGGUUACCAUCACCUCCCCCAGCACCAAGUCCACCACCUCCUCCUGUUGUUAAGGAGGAGCCGGUUAUGCCAGCUCCACCACCACCUGUUACUAAAACACAACAUUCCAGAGGUCGGGGUAGAGGGAAAAAAGCUGCUGCAGCUGUGCCUGCACCCAGAACAGUUAUCACUGAAACUGUUGGAACAAUUGUUGAUGAAAGUGGCAAUAAAAUAUGGAUUUGCCCUGCUUGCUCUCGAGCUGACGAUGGAAGUCCAAUGAUAGGUUGUGAUGAAUGUGAUGACUGGUACCAUUGGGUAUGUGUUGGCAUUGUAGUGCCUCCGAAAGAAGAAGAAAAUUGGUUUUGUGUCCGUUGUAUUGCUAAACGCCAAGGUCCUACAAUUAAGCGGCGAAGAAAGAAGCACAAAAAGGAUAAAUAAAUGUCUCACCACAUUUGUGUUGUAUACUUUAUGUACUUCUCUCUAAACUAGCUGCGAUCACUUAUAUAAUUUAUAUGGGAAGCAUACUUUGGUACUGUUCCUUGAUGGUUACCAUGUUUCAUUUGGUCAUUUAUGGACUGAUCUUUCAUUUGAUUUAUUGUAAAACUCUGUUUACAGUAGCAUGUAAUAAAAUAAUGAAAUAAUAUGAAGAAAAAGUAGUUUUUCUUCUUUUCUGAGCAUCAGGAGUUGGCGAAAAUUGUAGCUGCUGCAUUUAGCUAAUUUUAUGGAGUAAGAGUGAUCAUGGAACUUUCAGAAAUGUGAGUUGUCAUUCAAGUCUCAAUCAUAACAAUAUUUUUAAAUAAGCUCAACUAAGAAUAGAUUUUUUAAAGUAUUUGAAGAGUUUUUAUUUGUAAAUAAGAUUUUGGAUUUUUUUUUUUCACAGUAUAUACAAAAAUAUUUUCUCUUGUGUUGAUUUUUAUUUUUGUUGAUAUUCCUAUAUAUUGACAGUCAGCAAUUAGGAUUUAAUUGUGUGAUUAUAUCUAUAUUUCUUCAUAAAAAGCUGAUGUUUGGUUUUAUGAUUAAUUCAAUAUGCUCAAAUAUUUUUUAAUUUUGUAAAUGUAAAACUUUGAAAAGUUACUGAAAGUCUGUUAUGUGAAAUUGGCCAUUUUUAAUAUUUUUUAUUUAUUCUACCCAAAAAUAAAGCUAAUGGUAUUUUACUUGUAUUUUGAAGAAAACAUAGGUUUUUAAUAUAUUCAUUUACGUAAAAAAAUAAUGGCAUAGUUAAUGGUCUUCAAAGUAUUUGUUAAAUUAAAGCUUUAUCAUCAAUUUUUUUCCUUAAUAUUAUUAACUUAUUAUUAUUGUCUCUUUAGGACACAAGAACUUAUUAUUGAUAAUAGUCUUAUAUUUUAUCUAGUAGAUUUAUUUAUUAUGAUCCUAAUGGAAUUGACUCAGCAAAGCAGUUUGUCAAUUUGAUGAAUGUUUGAUUAACUAUUUUUUCUUAACUCAAUGAUUCAUAAUACCCAGGAAAGCAUAUAUUAAAAACUUUUUUUUUCUCAUUAUGUUGAAACAUUUUUUAUAGUGAUUAUUAUUAUUAUGGUGAGAAUUGUGAUUGUCAGAAGCAAUUUAAAAAAAUAUAUAUUUUAUACUUUCAACAAAUAAAAAAGUUUUAUGUUAAAAACUAUUCAAUAUAUUUCACUCGGAUCAAUUUGUGAUCAUUAUGGCAGAACUCAGUCUUAUUGAUUCUUUGAAGAUUAUUAUUAUGAAAAUAUUUUAUGUUUAUAACAACUUUAAAGGGUUUUCAUGUCAUCAUGUGUCAAUAUUAAAACACUUGCCUAUAAAUAGAUAAUCCUAAACUGUUCAUUCAUGUAUAUAUGUAAAGUUGAUUGAGCAUUUGGCAGCAACUAAUAUUUCUGUGGUUCUGUAAUUGUGUAGACUUUGUAAAGGUAAAAUUAUUUUAUUAAGUGAUUUUUUGUACCUUUAUAUUAAAAAUUGUUUAGUACGCAAUAAACUUCUGUAAACUAGAAUAUCUUUGUAGAUAUGUGCAAUAAUAGGUUAUAAUGUAAUUCUUACAUGUGAAAAUUCUUUAUGUUCCAUGCAAUAGUUUAGUGCCUCUAUUUUUAAAUAAAAAAAAAAUCAUGAAAAGGGAAUGCACAAACAAUGGUGAUAUGAAGUGAUAUAUUUUAAUGCAUGCCCAUAAAGAUAAAUAUUGAUUUUUUUUAUUUGUUAACUUCUGAUAAAAUGCCCAAAAAUGUUUGCUCCAGCUUACAGAAAUUUCUAAAAUAUAAAUUUUAAUUAUUUCUUUUGUUUAUGCAUUCCUUAUAUAAUAGCCAUUUUAUAGUUAAGUGAAUGAUUGUUUUAAUUAAAUAUUAAUGUAUUAACUUGUAAAGUUCAUUUUGGGGUAUUGUUUUUGAAAUUAAACAUGUACAUAAAUGCUUUUUUUCAUUGCAAUGCUGUAUCAGUAUUGUUGUAUAUUAGUUUUAAUAUAUUUACCAUUUUACUAAUUGAGUUUCCUUUAUUUGUCCUUUUUCCAUAAAUUUUCUCAAUUUACUUGCAUGUAUAAGAGAAAUGAAUUUGAAUUUCAUCUAUCUUGAUUUCAAUUAAUACUUUAUGCAAAUCUGUUUCUUCCCAAUUGGUGCUUCUCUUUUCUUCCUAUUUCAUACAGAUCAUUCAGUUAUGUACAUUUGUAAAAAGAUUUUUCCAUUCUUCAGCAUAUUAUUUAUUAAACACUUUUUGAAGUGAAUUUUGAAUCAGAUAAUAUGUUGAUUCAUGUUUUCAAAGCAAUAUUGAUUUAUCAUCCUAAUAAACGAGCAAUAUAAACAUUUUCAUGUAUUUGCUGUAGGAUACAAAUGAAGCGUGUUUUGUAUAAAGCUUAUGUAUCUUCAGAAACAUUACAGUUUUUAUCUAAUAAAUAAAGUAGUAUGUGUGUGAAAAUCGUUUGUAUUAUUUAGUAUUAUGAGAAUUCAUGGUUUAUUUGCUUUCUUUCUUUUUUUUAAAUGUAUUUUCUGCUGUUUUUUUGGUAAAUACAUUUUGUCUUUUUAAUAAAUUUUGGCUAUGAAUAUCUUACAGAUACUUUUAAGUUAAUUGCCUAGUUCAAAGUAUGAGGUAUGUUUCAUGUAAAAAGCAAAUAAAUAAAUUAUCUUAAAUUUAGUUAUGGAUAAUUUGUCAUUGAAAUAUGAAAUUUAUUCAUUAUGUAGAAAAUUGCCAGAUUCCUUGAGUUCCAUGCAUUAGUUGUAACAUAAAUAUUUUCUAAAAAAUAAAAUGUUAAGAUUAAUUAAUAAAAAUGGAAAGAACAAUAAUAAUUAUAUAUGAUUUAAAUAUUUACUUCAAAAGAAUGCAAAAAGAAAUAGUAUUGAUUUAUAUAUAAAAAAAAUUAGAAUUCCUAUUUAAAAACGACCUUAAAGACAUGACAUUAAAAAUUUUGGCUUAUUAAAUAGAGAUUCACUAUUACAAAGAAAAAUAGGGUCAUUUGUAUAUAUCCAUUGAAUAUGCAUAAAAUACAAAUAUUAAAAAAAGAAUUUAUAACAGUCUUAAAGUAUAAAAAUUGCAUCCUUUUCUUUUUUUAAAAUUAUAAAUAGCUGAAAAAUCUUUGCAUUGGAAAGAGACCCUCUGCUGUAGAAUUGGAUACAACAGUGGAAUUAUCUUUUGCAAUACAUAAAUUUUUAUACGAGAUUUUAAUGAACCAUCUCGAUGUGAACAUACUGGUCUGUUGAGAACUGCUUUUGUGAUGUAUACUAAGAGAGAACUUGUGCAUGUGAUUGUAUUUCAUAAAAUCAAAUGUGAUUUUUAAUGAACCAUUGUAAUUUUUUUAAGUUUCUGUAGAAACUAGUAUAUGUCACAUGUCCUUGUAUGGCAACGAAAUGUAAUAAAUUAAUAAACUCCAUGUUAGUUUAUAA